GGGCCAUCCCCGAGGCGGGCUUGAGGCCUCGCGAUAGAAGGGCUUUUUCCUUUCCCUGAAAUCUCGCGAGAGGAGCGCUCUUUCCCUUUUAUCUUCUUGGAGCCGCCAAGAUGCCUUCAAGACUGAGGAAGACCAGGAAACUGCGAGGUCACGUCAGCCACGGCCAUGGUCGUAUUGGUAAGCAUAGAAAGCAUCCUGGAGGACGUGGUAAUGCUGGAGGCCUGCACCACCACAGAAUAAACUUUGAUAAAUACCAUCCUGGUUAUUUUGGAAAGGUUGGUAUGAGACAUUACCACUUGAAGAAAAACCAGCACUUCUGUCCCACAGUCAACCUGGAUAAACUGUGGACACUUGUUAGUGAGCAGACAAGGCUCAAGUAUGCCAAAAAUCCGGCCGGAUUAUCACCUGUAAUUGAUGUUGUGCGCUCAGGUUAUUAUAAAGUCCUGGGCAAGGGGAAACUGCCCAAACAGCCUGUAAUUGUGAAAGCGAAGUUCUUCAGCAGAAAAGCAGAAGAAAAAAUAAAAGCAGUUGGUGGAGCUUGUGUGCUAGUAGCAUAAGGACUUCUCUAUGUGCUCAGAUUAAAAUAAACAUCAUUUCUGCUA
Molecule: messenger RNA, 602 nt
Organism: Podarcis muralis (Common wall lizard)
Lineage: Eukaryota; Metazoa; Chordata; Lepidosauria; Squamata; Lacertidae
Product: large ribosomal subunit protein uL15-like
Biological process (GO): translation
Cellular component (GO): ribosome; cytosolic large ribosomal subunit
Molecular function (GO): structural constituent of ribosome
Source: RefSeq, a predicted model, not a curated record